UCAUGUACAGAGGUUAAAGGGAAGGAGCCCUCUUGGGUCACUGGACCCUCAACGUUAACUCUUAUUAUUUUCUUAAUUGAAUGCCCAGUCACGGUGACGCUGAGCAGGCUGAAGUUGAAGAAACUCUGAAGAGAAUUCAGAGCCAGAGGGGUGUGGUAGGCGUUAUCGUUGUCAAUGCAGAAGGUAUACCCAUCCGGACCACCAUGGACAAUGUGAGCACAGUCCAGUAUGCGGGACUUAUCCACCAACUGUCAAUGAAAGCUAGGAGUACCAUCCGGGACAUCGAUCCACAGAAUGACCUCACGUUUCUCAGAAUCCGCUGCAAGAAAAAUGAAAUCAUGGUCGCACCUGAUAAGGAAUAUUUGCUGAUGGUCAUACAGAACACCAAUGAAUCGUCUCUGUAACAUUACCUGGGGAUCCGGGGGGGUACCUUUGAACAGUUUCAAGACUGUAUGGAAACACUCAUUUACACAAUGGUGAUUGGAGGCAUUGAGUUCUCAGUGCGCCUGCUCAAGACCACAACUAUACUCACUGCAGUGUAAUUCCUGUGCUUUUGUGAUGCUUUUCCUGAAACGAGUGACUGUGGUCUCUUUCUUCCUCAAGUAGUUGACUGACUGUAUUGCUCAUGGCCCAGUGCCUUGCUGCUUGUAACUGGUCAUGUGUUUGUUCAUUUGCAUUGGACACCGACUAUCAAGUGUUGCAGCAGAGGCAGUCUCUAUUUUUAUUGGUCAAGUUCCAUUUUAAACACCAUCAAUCAGUAUUGGAACGAAUACUGUGCAGAGCUUUCUCUUGGGAAAUUGGAACUGAUUCCCAGUGUAAUUUUCUGUGUUUAACACAUAAUGGUGACCUUAUUUAAAAUUGUAGUGCUUUGGGCCUUCAAUAGCUAACCAUUUUAUUUUCAGCUGUGUAAGGAUUGGUUUGUUGUCCUGCCCAGAGUACUCAGACAGAGCUAGGAUAAAUGUAAUUAGAAUAUAUUUAGAUUGGGAAAUCAUUGUCAUUAAAAGGAUUGAUCCUCAGAGAAGGAGAGCGCUGAUCUGUCUUUCAGAUUUUUAAUUAUUUCCCAAAAUAAAUGUUUGGUUAGAAAGAUGUAUGCUCAGGCUGUAAUCGACAGCAGCUACUGGAACUGUGUUAACAGGUGACAGCGUGCAGACUGGAUAUAAAGAUUGGGUGAGGCAGAAAAGGAGGAAAAAAAAUGAAAAAUUGUUUUACCGAAAAUAAAGACUUAUUCCAUAAACA
Stegostoma tigrinum is the source of this 1236-nucleotide messenger RNA. Its product is annotated as dynein light chain roadblock-type 2-like. Bases 81 to 404 code for a protein of 107 amino acids. The record is from RefSeq and is a predicted model, not a curated record. The transcript has 4 exons. NCBI's taxonomy places the organism in Eukaryota, Metazoa, Chordata, Chondrichthyes, Orectolobiformes, Stegostomatidae. Gene Ontology annotation, biological process: microtubule-based movement. Gene Ontology annotation, molecular function: dynein intermediate chain binding. Gene Ontology annotation, cellular component: cytoplasm; cytoplasmic dynein complex; centrosome.